Rubroshorea leprosula is the source of this 1582-nucleotide messenger RNA. The record is from the annotation of a GenBank genome assembly. Lineage: Eukaryota; Viridiplantae; Streptophyta; Magnoliopsida; Malvales; Dipterocarpaceae.
CAUCAAUCGGCAUUGGAGAUGGGCCUGAGCCUUUAUUUCUGCGAAUAUCCCUUUUAGAUGCACUAUCAAAUGGGGAAGAUAAGGUUUUAGCUUGUCUUCGAUUCUCUCAUUUGUUUCCCUGUCUUGUCCUUGUCUGCUUGAUUGUCAUCUUCCACACCUUUGGAGUUAAAACACCCCAAACCCAGUUUCAGAAACUGCACGCUCAGCCGAUUAAGACUGAAAUUUUGGGUUUUUACAAGCUAGGAAGGAAGGAAGGAUCAUGGGGCUAGCUUCAUGGGUUGUUAACAAUUUUGUGGCUUUGGCUGUGCUUCUGCUAUGUUCUGUCUCCAUCAAUGUUGCGGCUGCCGGGAAACAGGUGCAGGGGGAAGGGCAGAAGCUGAGGUUUGGGCAGAAUGGAGAAUUUAAGAUACUGCAAGUUCCUGGUUGCUCUGAUCUCAAUACCACCGCUUUUACCCAGCGGAUGAUUCUAGCCGAGAAGCCCGAUUUUAUUGUUUUCACUGGAGAUAACAUCUUUGCAUAUGAUGCUACUGAUCCAGCAAAAUCUUUGGAUGCUGCCUUUGCACCUGCAAUUGCCUCAAAAAUACCAUGGGCAGCUGUUUUGGGGAAUCAUGACCAGGAAGGCACCCUUUCAAGGGAGGGUGUCAUGAAACAUAUGGUUGGAUUGAAGAACACUAUGUCUCAAUUUAAUCCUCCAGAAGUGCAUGUUAUUGAUGGUUUUGGUAACUAUAACCUGGAGGUUGGUGGAGUUGAGGGGUCUGGUUUUGAAAACAAGUCUGUUCUCAAUCUAUACUUCGUUGACAGUGGAGAUUACUCCACGGUUCCUUCCAUUCCUAGCUAUGGUUGGAUUAAGCCUUCUCAGCAGCUUUGGUUUCAACGCACUUCUGCAAAGCUUAAGAAAGCCUACAUGAGCCCACCAGUGGCUCAGAAAGCUGCUGCUCCUGGAAUUGCAUAUUUUCACAUCCCAUUGCCUGAAUUUGCCAGUUUUGACUCGUCGAACUCCACUGGAGAAAAACAGGAAGGCAUUAGCUCUGCAUCUGUGAACUCAGGCUUCUUCACAACCAUGGUUGCGGCAGGGGAUGUGAAAGCUGUUUUUACUGGUCAUGAUCAUAUCAAUGACUUCUGUGGUGAAUUGACUGGCAUACAACUUUGUUAUGCUGGAGGUUUUGGAUACCAUGCCUAUGGGAAAGCUGGAUGGCCAAGGAGAGCAAGGGUGGUGGUAGCAUCUUUAGAGAAGACUGAAGAGGGUGCUUGGGGAGCUGUUAAGUCCGUUAAGACAUGGAAGCGCCUUGAUGAUGAACAUCUCACAGCUAUUGAUGGUCAGGUCCUUUGGAGUAAGAGCUCUGCAGGUAAGCUAAACUAUAACUUUUCUCACUCUGUGUGUUAACUAGUCCUAUUCAUUUAGAAGGUUGGAAUUAUAAAGGAACAUCUUUGUAGUGGUUUUUAAAUUGUGUGAUACAGCCACUGAACAGGCCAUGUAAUGAUAUCCUGCUUGAUCAGUUCUUCUGAGUGCAUGUGUGUGUGUGUGUGUGUGUGAUUAUUAUUAGUUUUGGAUUGAUUCUUUUAUUAAAGAAUGUAUGAGUGA